Molecule: messenger RNA, 627 nt
Organism: Trypanosoma conorhini
Lineage: Eukaryota; Euglenozoa; Kinetoplastea; Trypanosomatida; Trypanosomatidae
Product: coiled-coil domain-containing protein 25
Exons: 1
Coding region: 1-627 (208 amino acids)
Source: RefSeq, a predicted model, not a curated record
AUGGUGUUUUAUUUUACCCUCGCCUCCGACCCUACGCUCUUUUGCUACAUGGGCCGUGAUAAGCACGAGAAUGAGUUGCUUAUCAAGUAUGGGUGGCCAGAGGACAUCUGGUUUCACGUCGACAACCACAGCAGUGCGCAUGUAUACUUGCGCAUGCCAAAAGGUAAGGGGAUCGACGAUUUAACGCCGGAGGUGAUCGAGGAGUGCUGCCAGCUCACCAAAGCCAACAGUAUUGAGGGAUGCAAGCUAAAUCACGUUCGUGUGGUGUACACACCGUGGAGCAACCUGUUGAAGACAAAUGGGAUGGAGAUUGGGCAAGUGGGAUUCCAGGUGGAAUCCCUGCGUCGCUACUACACAGUCGAAAAGAAAAAUAACGCUAUGCUUAACAAGUUAGAGAAAACGAAAAUCACAAAAGAAGACGUAGAUUUUCAGGCGUUGCGGGCGGAACGGGAUGCAGAGGAACGACGGGCAGAACGGAAGGCUCUGUUGGAAAAGCAACAGCUGGAAAAGCAAGAGAUGGAGGCGAGGAAAAAGGCAGCAGAACUCAAGUCCUAUGCCUCUCUCAUGGACGAAACGAAGAUGCGUAAUAAUCAAGACGAGGUCCCAGAUGAAGAUGACUUCAUGUAG